Cyprinus carpio (common carp) is the source of this 2094-nucleotide messenger RNA. It is a transcript of the gene zbtb12.2, whose product is annotated as zinc finger and BTB domain containing 12, tandem duplicate 2. Gene Ontology annotation, biological process: regulation of transcription by RNA polymerase II. Lineage: Eukaryota; Metazoa; Chordata; Actinopteri; Cypriniformes; Cyprinidae. Gene Ontology annotation, cellular component: nucleus. The record is from RefSeq and is a predicted model, not a curated record. Gene Ontology annotation, molecular function: RNA polymerase II cis-regulatory region sequence-specific DNA binding; DNA-binding transcription factor activity, RNA polymerase II-specific; protein binding.
UAUUUUGAAAAUCAUCCGUCGGGUUCAAUAUCUCCUGUUAACUUUUCUUUCUUCAUUUCAUUCUGCGGAUCUUAGCUGUAAUUGUUUUGAAACACACGGAGCACAACAGAAAGCGUAUGUUAGUGAUGACCGAAAUCAGACACAUAAAGACAGCAGACUUCUGUGCUCGAGAUCAGCGCGAGUGUUUUAGUUCGGUGUCUGCGCUCGUGCCUUGAUGUGAUGAGCUGCAUUGAUCUCUACACAUCAUAAAUCUGAUAUAAGUUACGCUGUUUUGGGGGAUUUUUUUAUUUGUCCUCACUAAAUCGCUCAACUGUAGUAAAGGCAUGGAUGUGGAUGUGGUGAGUUUCCGUUUGCCUGCACAUGGAGACACUGCCCUGAGUAACAUGAACUUCCUGCGGACGCAGCAGCACUUCUGUGAUGUCACCAUCGUGGCGGGGGGCAGGCGCAUGUUCAGGGGUCAUAAGGUCGUGCUGGCUGCUUGCUCUGCGUUUCUCAGGGACCAGUUUCUCCUGAACCCCUCAUCAGAGCUACAGCAGGUGUCGAUGUUGCACAGCUCAGCAGUGGUAUGUGAACUCCUCCAGUCCUGUUACACAGGUAUGCUGCAGUUCAGUGCCAAAGAGAUCGUGAACUACCUGACUGCAGCCAGCUACCUGCAGAUGGAGCAUGUGGUGGAGAAAUGCAGAGGAGCCCUGAGCCAGUACAUGCAGCCCCGCAGUCGCAGCCCCAUUACUGUGAAAUCAGAAGACCCUCAGUCUAUGCCAGUGAUUGUCAGUGGAAGUACCCAUUCAUUGGGAUCCAUUUCAUCCCCUUCUGAUACGGCAUCACUGCAUCCUCACAGUUCAGGAAAGGAGCUCCAGGCUGCUGAUGCCGAACUCUCCAACAUCACUCACAAAGAUGACAGUGAUUUGACCAUACACCGUGUAAGAGGAUCAGAUGCAUCUGGACACUUCGAGGGAGAGGACGGACCUGAGAGUGGCAUCUAUCAGGUGCAGAUCAACGAUGAACAUCAAGACCCUGAGAAGACCUCUGGUGCAGAGGAGGAAGACAGAGAAGCUGUUGUCAUGUUAAACGACCACGAACCGCUGGACGCAGGUAUAGAGGAGCCCAAUAUGGAGGGGCAAGCCAAAGGCAACGACCUCAGAGGGGGAGGCCGCGUGUGGAGAAGACGGCACGGAGAGCACAGGGGAGGCAGAGGAAGAGGCUUUAAACACAGGAAGCGGUACACUUUCAAGGACCGCAAGCUCUUGGGUAACUAUCAGGAGGCUUGGCGGUUUCCGACUCCUGAUGAGAUCAUGGGUAAUUUUGGAGCGGACUUUGGAGCUGAUUACAUGUCCAAUCAGCAUCUCGCAGAUGGUACCAUCCGCAUUGAGUAUAGGCCUGGAGAAGAGAUCGGCUCUGAUGGAGGUCCUGCACACUUUGGUGUGGAAGCUUCCAGCGGGGAAGAGGGAAUGAGAGUUGGGACACAUACAAAUGAGCAUGGAGCUGCUGACGAGUCUGUGGCGGUGGUGGGAUCCACGUCCUGUGUAACGGGACCAGUGGUGUGUGAGCAGUGCGGACUAGCAUUUUCCUCAACGCAGGACUUAGCCAUGCAUUCCCUGUCAACUCACCGGCUGUACGUGUGUCCAUGCUGCGGGAAGCACUUCAGCCAUUCUAGUAACCUCAACCGCCACAUGAUCGUCCACCGUGGAGUUUCCAAGCUCCACUGUUGCCCCCUGUGCCACAAGACCUUCACUCAGAAGUCAACACUGUGCGACCACAUGAACCUGCACAGUGGGGAGCGGCCGCAUGUGUGCGCGUACUGCCACGUCAGCUUUGCCCAUAAGCCUGCUCUACGCCGGCACCUGAAAGAGCAACAUGGAAGGACAACGGCCCAAAACUAUCUGGAAAUGCAGCGAAACAAUGAGGGUGGUGCUGGAGAAGGGGUUUAGAUCAGAUUUAAAUUGUUACUGUGUUAAUGAAAUCAGAAUUAACCCUAUUUACUUUCUUAAAGGUGGCAUAGAAUGCACUGAUACAAUAUUUUAAAUUGUUCUCUGAUGUCCCCAGAGUUUGUAUAUGAAGUUUUAUCUCAAAAUACCCCACAGAUAAUUUUUUUAU